AUGUGGUGUUCCGAUUGGGGAAACGGCCAUGGCUACUUUCUCGAUUACGAUUUCGAGAAUCACAAGGAUCACUACAAAGUCCUUGAACUGACCUGCGACGCCUCUGAUGAUGAAAUACGCUCCAACUUUAUCCGUCUUGCUCUGAAGUGGCAUCCGGAUAAACUCAAAGAAGGAGAUUCUGCUACAUCCAAGUUUCAAGAAAUCAACGAGGCUUAUCAAGUAUUGAGCGACCCAUUUACAAGGCGGGAGUAUGACAGUGAAAGGAUGCUUCGUAUGUAUGAGCACAACAUGGAAAUAUUCGACCGGUACAAGGAGCUCAUAUUUACUUGCAAUGGCCUUGGGAUGAAGAAUUUUCUUUGGAAAAGGCAAAACCCUUUUGAUGAAAUCGCUUUCGUCUUCUUCGAUAGAGUUCCAUUGUUUCUAAUUCCGGAUCGGCGAAUUCGAGACCGGGAGCGGGAGGAGGAGGCCAAGGCUCGGGAGAAGGCGCGGGUUGAGAAAUUGGUUGAGCGAGAGCGGGAGAAGGAACUCGACGCCAUUAAAGAACAGUACCUCGGUGGCAAGAAGCCGAAGAAGAGAGUCAUCAGGCCAAGCGAGAAGUUCCGUUUCUCUUUCGAUUGGGAGAACACAGAGGAUACCUCUAGGGAUAUGAACGCUCUCUACCAAAACCCUCACGAAGCUCAACUUCUGUUUGGGAGAGGGUUUCGCGCUGGUAUGGACCGCCGUGAGCAGAAAAAACAGGCGGCCAAGCACGAGAGAGAGAUGCGCGACGAGAUUCGUAAGAAAGACGGCGUUGUAGAGAGACCAGAGGAGGCUGCUGCUCAGAAGGAGCGUGAAGAAGCCGCGGAUACGUAUGACUCGUUCGACAUGAGGGUUGAUAGGCACUGGAGUGAUAAGAGAUUAGAGGAGAUGACUGAAAGGGAUUGGCGUAUCUUCAGGGAAGAUUUCAACAUCUCUUACAAGGGUUCGAGGAUUCCUCGUCCGAUGAGGAGCUGGGAAGAGAGCAGACUCAGUUCUGAGCUUUUGAAAGCUGUGGAGAGAGCUGGCUACAAGAAGCCUUCUCCUAUUCAAAUGGCAGCCAUACCACUUGGACUGCAACAGCGUGAUGUCAUCGGCAUUGCGGAGACUGGUUCUGGUAAGACUGCUGCUUUCGUUUUGCCCAUGUUAGCUUACAUAUCUAGAUUGCCACCAAUGAGCGAAGAGAAUGAAACCGAGGGUCCUUACGCUGUGGUGAUGGCCCCUACUCGUGAGCUUGCUCAGCAGAUUGAGGAGGAAACUGUUAAGUUCGCGCAUUAUCUAGGAUUUAGGGUGACUUCUAUAGUGGGUGGUCAGUCGAUUGAGGAACAGGGGCUGAAGAUAACACAAGGGUGUGAGAUUGUGAUUGCGACUCCAGGUCGUUUGAUUGAUUGCCUUGAGAGGCGGUAUGCGGUGCUGAACCAGUGCAACUACGUGGUCCUUGAUGAGGCAGAUCGGAUGAUUGACAUGGGGUUCGAGCCGCAGGUUGCAGGUGUGUUGGAUGCGAUGCCUUCGAGUAAUUUGAAACCCGAGAACGAAGAAGAAGAGCUCGACGAGAAGAAGAUUUACAGGACAACGUAUAUGUUCAGUGCCACAAUGCCUCCUGGAGUCGAGCGGCUCGCUAGGAAGUACUUGAGGAACCCGGUUGUUGUCACCAUUGGUACUGCAGGAAAGACCACUGAUUUGAUCUCGCAACACGUGAUUAUGAUGAAAGAAUCCGAGAAGUUCUUCAGAUUGCAGAAACUGCUCGACGAGCUGGGCGAUAAAACCGCCAUUGUGUUUGUCAACACAAAGAAGAACGCCGACUCCAUCGCUAAGAAUCUGGACAAGGCAGGGUACCGUGUUACGACCUUGCACGGUGGGAAGUCGCAAGAGCAGAGAGAAAUCAGCUUAGAAGGAUUCAGGGCAAAGAGAUACACCGUUCUUGUCGCGACAGAUGUUGUAGGGCGUGGAAUCGAUAUUCCGGACGUGGCUCAUGUCAUAAACUAUGACAUGCCUAAACAUAUAGAGAUGUACACACAUCGUAUCGGACGUACAGGACGUGCUGGGAAAAGCGGUGUUGCGACAUCGUUCUUGACUCUUCAUGAUACUGAAGUCUUCUAUGAUCUGAAGCAGAUGCUUGUUCAGAGCAACAGUGCGGUGCCUCCUGAGCUGGCGAGACAUGAAGCGUCCAGAUUCAAACCAGGUACUGUUCCUGAUAGACCCCCAAGACACAGCGACACCGUCUAUAUAAACUGA
Thlaspi arvense is the source of this 2250-nucleotide messenger RNA. NCBI's taxonomy places the organism in Eukaryota, Viridiplantae, Streptophyta, Magnoliopsida, Brassicales, Brassicaceae. The record is from the annotation of a GenBank genome assembly.